AUGGGAUCGCCCCAUCCUGUCGGUCUCCUAGCGAUGAUCGUCCUGCUGUGUCACAGCGGCUCUCAAGUUUCCGCUCUUAGAACAAAGGAGGUCGAUCGAGCCGUCAACGGCAUCUCGCAACACCCGGCGUACCAAGGCCUCCACAAAUUCGUCGACGACUAUCUGAAGUCGAAGAUCCCUCUAACGGACAUAACCAUCUUGCUUCCGGCAAAUAUCGCGGCGCUUCAGAGUUACACCAAGGACCAGCAGUCGACGAUUCUCUCUUACAACACCAUCGCCACGCGCUACCUCUUCCGCAACCUCACCGACAUUCCCCCCGGCACCCAGAUCGACACUAUCGAGGGAAACCUUGUCGCGAAGCGCGGUCCCAAGGGCCGGCCAAUCGUCACGUUUCAAGGCGGGUCGAAGCUGCCGACAGCUCUGGUCGUGCCGAACCUGUGGGCCUUCUCCACGCCCGUAGAUGCUCUGGCGGGGCGCUAA
Messenger RNA from Closterium sp. Naga37s-1, 480 nucleotides. NCBI's taxonomy places the organism in Eukaryota, Viridiplantae, Streptophyta, Zygnematophyceae, Desmidiales, Closteriaceae. The record is from the annotation of a GenBank genome assembly.